UCGCUGAUUGGCUAAUUCGACGAGGGACCUUUAAACGGCGCUUGUAAACAAUACGAGCUGUGUCCGUUCCUAAACUGUCGCUUUAUUCGUUUCCUCCAGCAUAUUCGGACAGGAUGGACUUACAAACGGCCAUUUUGUCAUCACCUGAUGAUGUACUAAUCAUUGGUAACCAUGGAAACCUGUCACAUGAUACAAUCCUACGUCAUCUCAACGCUGUCUGCGUCGAUCUUCAGCAGUCAGACAAUACUGAGGUUCACCUGCUAGGCGGUCGGUCUAGAUCGUCCGGAUGUCCCAAGCUGCGGACCUUGGCACAACAUUACAUAGAGCUCUACAGACGUGAUGGGCUGGCAGCCAACGAGAGAAAGACUGUGCUCUCACAUUCCAGCCAACUACUCAUGGUGCAGCUGUGCUUGGCUGAGCGCAGCAAACAGAAACAUGACCUAUUUGAAGUGGACAUGAGUGAGGUGCUCCUCACCUCCAAGGAAAUUCUGCAACAGAAGCUUUCAACCAAUCAGCUCUCUUGCACGCAAGAGCCAGCCAAUGAGAGCUCGCAUCCUCCCCCAGAGCCCCACCCCCUCAUGAAUAUGUAUGAAGGCAUGCUCAAGAGAUGCAACAUGGUAGACUUGGUGGAUGUGUGGAGGGAGGUGAGGAAGGCGGAGUCAAAGAGGAGGGAAGAGCAGACUGAUGUAUCAUUGGCUGAAACAAAGACAAAGUACAUUGUACUUCAUCCUCCUGAAGGUGACCUUGAGUGUGCCAUGCUUCGCAGUUUGUUACGUAAUGAGAUGCUGUCUACCGUCACAGCUUUGCACUUUGACCCUUCAUCGACUUCAACUGAGGAUGAGGAAGGAGGAGAAUUGACGAAGUUGGAGGUAACGACGGAAAGAUUGAGCUGGGAUCAGGGUUUCGCAUCAAGCAACCUUCAGUUAGCAUCCACUCCUAGCCCUAGAAGCCCCACAGAGACGUUCUGUCGUCAGUUGUUCAUGUCUCACCUAGCCCUCCUGAUCAACACUCGUGAUGAGUUGUCCCUGGCCCAUUGUCUUAGUCUACCUGAUAAAGGCCUAGGUAUAGAGGGCUUCACAGCACUCCGGAAAGCUGCUCAGGAGAAGAAGAUGCCCAUGUAUCAGACCAUGGUAUCGUUCAUCAUGAAACUGCGUCUCGGUGGUAAGACCUACGCCCCGGACCUCUCUUCCCCUCUAGGACAGUACGUCAAGCCAAUGGGGGAGUUCAUUAACCUCAUACAGAGGAUGCAGACUCUGGCUGAAGAAACAAAAGAUCCAAGAGAGGCUAUCAAGAAGAUUCUUCAUAUUGUCAAGGUAUCUAUACUGAAGUCUGAUGAGAAUGUCCUUAGACCGGGAAGCUUAGAGAAAGCUGUAGCUGAUCUCUCAAAGGAGACUGAAUACCUCAUCACUAACUACAAGGAGGAGAAGACACCUAAAAAAAUUGUGGGACAAGGAAGGAUCAUCUAUGGCCAGAAGACCAACUACGUCAUCCGCAGUCUUGUUGACCGACAGAGCGGAGCGUACAUGUCCAAGCUUACCCAGGCACAGCUACUGACCGAUACAGUGUGCAGUCAGAAGACACCGGUCAAACUACCGAGCAUCAUCUCACAGUUCAGAACUCCUGAUGUUGAGGGUGAUCCUGAGUCACCUGACAAUGUCUCCCUCAGGGACAGACUUCGAAAGAGCUUGGGAGGAAGUGACAGUGCCUCAAAGCCCCCUCAAGGUCAAGGUACAAAGUCAUUCAUGAUUUGGGCGGAGCCUGUUGUCAAAAUCAAGACUUUUACUGACACCCCUGAAAGACCAGCCAAUCAAGACCCUGUCGCUCAGAUCCCAGCCAAUCACAACAGAGGACUGUGGGCCGACUCCCCCGACGAUCGAUCCCUCGCUCACAAGACGCGGCCGAGUGGCCUGACCCCCGACCUGAUCGACAAUAUUGUCGCCACGCCCAAACGCAAGACACACCUCGUCGUCGAGUCUGUGUACGACCAGGAGAAGGUGCCAGUCGCCAGCCAAGCUAUCAAGGAUGUCAAGAGGAAGAAUAAGAAAAAUAAAGAGAUGAGUAAAAAGAGGCUGAUCUUGAAUGAUGUGACUGCGGAAGGAUCUCAACCAGCCAAAAAAGCGAGGAAAGACGAACCAAAGCCAAAGAAAGAGAAGAAGAAAAAGAAAGGGGCUCCGUUGGUCAAAGGACAACAGACCCUGAAUUGUUUCUUCCGGGUUUGAUGAGAAAACAGAAAUAAAACAAACAAACAAACAAACAAACA
This is a messenger RNA of Strongylocentrotus purpuratus (purple sea urchin), 2260 nucleotides long. RefSeq names its product PCNA-interacting partner. The record is from RefSeq and is a predicted model, not a curated record. Gene Ontology annotation, cellular component: chromatin. Bases 114 to 2219 code for a protein of 701 amino acids. The transcript has 11 exons. Gene Ontology annotation, biological process: negative regulation of double-strand break repair via homologous recombination. NCBI's taxonomy places the organism in Eukaryota, Metazoa, Echinodermata, Echinoidea, Camarodonta, Strongylocentrotidae.